Messenger RNA from Chiloscyllium plagiosum (whitespotted bambooshark), 4675 nucleotides. It is a transcript of the gene abhd17b, whose product is annotated as abhydrolase domain containing 17B, depalmitoylase. NCBI's taxonomy places the organism in Eukaryota, Metazoa, Chordata, Chondrichthyes, Orectolobiformes, Hemiscylliidae. The record is from RefSeq and is a predicted model, not a curated record. Gene Ontology annotation, biological process: protein depalmitoylation; regulation of postsynapse organization. Gene Ontology annotation, cellular component: endosome membrane; plasma membrane. Gene Ontology annotation, molecular function: palmitoyl-(protein) hydrolase activity.
UCCCCACCCCACGAGUUUCAAAAGGUGGCUCCGUUUUAUUGCCGCUCCCACUUCAUUUAAAAAAAAAGAAAGUAUGGAAAUAUCGUGGUUGGCGGGUUUAGUACUGAAAUCACGGAUGUGAUUGUGAAGGAAGUAAAGAAAGAAGGGCGGCCGUGACGAAUCGGGGCCCGAGUGGGUGCGGGAACAGGGGGAUAUUCCUUUGUUUUAUUCGCCGUGUGGAAGGUGCGGGGCCCGGCGGAGGUUCCGCAGGCAAUUGUUUCCGUUUCCCCCUCCCCACCAUUCACCUUUAGCCUUAGGCCAGCGGGCUUCGUGUUGCCUCCUGAAUCCCAUCGUUGCAGCAGGUUGUUGAGAAAAUAUCGCCGAAUCAUUGCCUGAGAAGGUGGGGAGAGACAAACGGAGCAGGAGCCCUGUGUGUAGAUUAUUUCGGUGCCUCCUUCCUCCUGUCCUGAGGCUGCAGACAGGGAGAGGCUUCCCCGAUCAAUGACUCGGAUCCUCGGCUGAAGUUUACACCCUGAUUCCGUCCCUCUACGUCCACUUGGAUCGAUGAGGCGCAGGAAACCCUUUGCACAACGCAAGAUCGGGUUGUUUAUUAACUGCUUUUUAUCCAUUGCUUGAAUCGGUGUCUUUCAUUGUCGGAUUGAUCAUGUACUGCAACAGAUUUCAUCGUCUGUGAGAAUUCACUCUACAAAGUUUCAUGUUGAACUCUGCAAUCACUGGAAUUAUUUAUUUAUUUAUUUGACUGAGGGCGAGGGUUUUUCUACACACACAUUCUCACAUCCUCGCCAUGAAUAACCUGUCUCUGAGUGAACUCUGCUGCCUGUUCUGCUGCCCUCCCUGCCCAGGUCGGAUUGCCUCCAAGCUGGCCUUUUUGCCCCCUGAGCCUACAUAUGCGCUGCUGGCCGAUGAGGCCGGGGGUCGUUGGAGCCUGCACCUGUCCGAGCGGGCCGACUGGCAGUACUCGCAGCGGGAGAAGGACUCCAUCGAGGCUUUCAUGACCCGGACCAGCCGGGGCAACCGCAUCUCCUGCAUGUUCAUUCGUUGCUCGCCUAGCGCUCGCUUCACCCUUCUCUUUUCGCAUGGCAACGCAGUAGACCUGGGCCAAAUGAGCAGUUUCUACAUCGGCCUGGGCUCCCGCAUCAAUUGCAACGUCUUCUCCUACGAUUACUCGGGCUACGGCGCCAGCUCUGGGAAACCUUCUGAGAAGAACCUCUACGCAGAUGUGGACGCGGCCUGGCAAGCCCUCAGGACCAGGUAUGGGAUUCGUCCAGAGAAUGUGAUCCUGUACGGUCAGAGUAUAGGCACAGUACCUACAGUGGAUCUGGCUGCUCGAUAUGAAUGUGCUGCAGUUGUGCUUCAUUCUCCUUUGAUGUCUGGUAUGCGUGUUGCCUUUCCUGAUACCAAGAAGACAUACUGCUUCGAUGCAUUCCCCAACAUUGACAAGAUUUCGAAAAUAGCCUCUCCAGUGCUGGUCAUCCAUGGGACUGAAGAUGAAGUAAUCGACUUCUCACAUGGGUUGGCAUUGUAUGAGCAAUGUCAAAGGCCGGUAGAACCACUGUGGGUAGAGGGAGCUGGUCACAAUGAUGUGGAACUUUAUGGACAGUAUCUUGAAAGACUGAAGCAGUUUGUUUCUCAAGAACUGACAAAUUCUUAAAUGAAAGUUUAAUAUGCAGGGGCUUUUUUUUUGUUUUGCUUUUUUAAGAAAAACUCAUGAUUGCUUUCCAUUUCUCAUUGUUAAAUCAUAUAUGCAACUGUAGUCUAACUGAGAAAAGCCUUAAAGGGCUUUGCAAAAAUCAAGUACUGCCCUUGGGAUUAUAGAAGUUCGUAAGCAUAAAAAUAGUGAUAAUUGCCAGUAUUUUUACAAAAUAUAUAUAAAACUGGAGCAUGUAGUCAGUUUGUCAAAUUGGGGUGACCCUAAAAGAAAUACAUUUCCCCAUUCUUCUGUUCAGAAAUUUCAAAUUAAUAAUGUAUAAAAUAAUUAUGCACAUUGUUGAUUUGUGUAUAUUGCCAAAUUGAUUUGCAUAUCAAUAAGGACGAGAAUUAGAUUGAAUAGGCCUUCUGGAAUGCAUCUUAAUAAAUCAACUUCAAUUUACAUGUAAAGCAAAAAACUAAUACUGGAAACCUGAAUUUGAGAAACAAAAUGCUGGAAGCUAAUUUCAGCAGGUCUGGCAGAGUCUGUGGUGCAAGAAAAACCAUUGAUGUUUUUGAUUGUAAAUUUUUGUCAGAACCAGUUUUCAGCUUGGGAUAUAAAAUCUUUAAUUAAGGCAUCCACAUGUAAAAUUAAAUCCUUAAACAGGAUUUUAGUAAUAUUUUUUAAAAAUAUACAAUUGAAAUAGUUUAAAUCUGAAGAGGGAUGUUAAUAAAAUCUACACAAUUUUCUUAUGAUCUGAGCCUUUGCAGGAAGGUGGCCAGAUAUUAAUGUUUGAAAGCCAUCGUGCAUGCUGUGGUUUUUCAAUUCAAUAAAAUGACUUGAAUUUCCAACAGGAGACAUAUGUAAUGUAAAUCUUAUGCAAUACAAGUCGUGAGACGUGUAGCUACUGAAUUAUUCAAUAACACUCCAGUUCCGCACUUGACAGUGUAGUAUGAAGUGGGAAGUAUUCUGGGGAAAGGGGAUGCUGGUGGACUUAGGGGCAGUAUCUUGGCUUCAAAGUUGAAAGGACAAGAAGUAUUCAUCCAUUACACAAGGCUGAUAUCACCUAGCAAAUUUGAUGCAAUCAAAUAUUGCAAGCAGCUUUCCGGAUAAAGCUGGUCUUAAAAAUUUCAACGCACGAGGAUUUAUUUCAAGUGUUGAAUUUACUGGGAUGCUAAACUGAAAAAUUGUACAUACAAUUUGUUUUGCACACAAUUUUAACAAAUUUGUGGCCGCUCAGGUUUUGAUUUUGUUUUGCUGAUCAUGUGAAUAAACUCUGGUUUCAGAUUACACAUAAUGUACUAUAUGUAAAUGCAAGGGAGAUACUUGUUUAAACAUAGUUAACAUCUGUGACUUGAAGGAUGUUUUCAUUUUUCUGCAAAAACCUUUCAUAAUGAGGUGGUUUUAUUUUCUCCCCAUCUUUUUGAAGGUAGGAUCAGGCAGACUGGAGAAGGAUGCCAAAUCAUGUAGAAUUGGACACUAAUUAGAGGAUGGUUUUAAUGAAAAGUAACCAACACACUGUAAUACAGCAUUCUUUUCAGGUGUAUUCCCCACAUCCCCUUCCUCCCUUUAGUGUUGCAUAUGUUAAGCUUCCUGAUAAUUGUAGGGCCAUGUGGAGUGAAUACAUUUAAAUGGAGAAUGCAAAGAUUGAUUUUUCUUUUCUUAAAACGAAGAACAGGCUUUAACACUAUGUAACUCAAAGUAGCCUUACAGAAUUGCAACUUUUUAAAAUGUGAACGUGUAAAUGCUUGUAAUUCUUGUAUUUGAAUUUUUAUGCUGAUGUAUAAUCCCAUAUUUCUGUAUAUCAUGACCAAGUGCUAUUUAGCAGUCAGUUGUAUGUUGCCUGUGGAAUAAUUGUACAAGUCCGAUUUAUACAUUCAGUGUCAAAUAAGGAGUGGCAAGCAGGCAUUGCCAGCGUUGAUGCAAUGUGCUUUAUUCUAAUAGUGCUAUAUUCUAAGCUUAGUACUUUAGGAGCCAACUGUUAAACUCUGCUGGGUCACCCAUCUUUAUAGACUAUGAAACAAGAGUUGGUACCUUCCACAAUCUUAAACUUAGCAUCCAUUGCUAUUGUAUCCAUUGUAUUCCUUGACCUAUGCCAAUUCCACUCAUUGCUGGAAAAUAUAGUAUUCAGUCUUUGAACUGUUCUGACAGUGUGUAGAAUUCGGUAUGUUUCUAGUUGCAAAGAAUUAACACCAUCUGCAGUUUUGUGGUGCACAUUAUAUUGUUCUCAUUUACAGACCUUUUGAGUUAAAUCUGACAUUUGUUGAUAACCCAGCUAAAAUAAAUCAAUCUUGCUCAUUUCCAGUAAGUGUUCUGGAAGAAAAGCUCCCAUUUGAAAAUCAAUUCUGGCUGUACAAACCCAGGGCAAACUUAUCUGCCCAAAUGGCAGCCAAAUGUUGCUGCCUGUACACACCUGGAUCUCUGGUGCUGUUAUUCAGCUACCCCAGUUUGUUAAAUUGGAAGAAAAUCUCAUUUGAGCUCAUCUUUGAGGUUGGAAAGACCAAAUCCCAAAUGUCCCACACUGUGUAUCAAUUACGACACUUAUUCUGUCUUUCCAAGUGACUAGGUAUAUGUUGCUGCGUUGUACAGACAUCACUAAGAUAUUAUGAAACCAUUUCAUUUUCACUCAUUUUGGACACUUCGAAAAGAGCAGUUACUGCUGGUGGCUUGUAUGACCCAGACAUCUGAGAAACGGCAGCAGACGUAAAUGGGAUGUUAUUAAAACAGAUGAGUUAUUUAGUGAGCCGGAUAGCUUAAACUGCUGGGAUAGCAGCAGUUGUAGUUACCAGCCUAAAACAGAUAGGUGCCAUAUAUUGAACCACUUUAAAAAUGUGUGAAACCUGUGUUUUAUGUAACCAUUGUUUAAAUGUGAGUUAAAUGCAGUGGCCAGUGGAAAAUUAAGUUCUCUAGUCCUUUUUACUAUACUGACUACUGAGCAAAUCAGAUUUCCUUGUACCUCUUUCUUUUGCUUUUUUUUCUGUUUUACCUGAUGCGGGCAGAUUGGUACUUUUAUUAUUAGAGUUGAAUUAAACUUUGACUUAAAACACA